AGAGAUGGAUCAGCUUAACUCCACCCGCCUCCUCUCCGCCAACCAAUCAGAUCUGAGCAGCACCUUCACGCGGCAGGUGCUGCCGCCGCUCUACUUGCUGAUCUGCGUGGUGGGCGUGUCCCUGAACGGCGUGGCGGUCUGGAUCUUCUUCAGGGUCCCCAGCGACUCGGGCCUGGUGGUCUACCUGAAGAACAUGAUGGUGGCCGACCUGCUGAUGCUCGCCACCUUCCCCUUCCGCGUGGCGGCGCAGCUGGGCUUGGGCGGAUGGCGCCUCCACGUGGUCACGUGCCGCUACACCGCCGUGCUCUUCUACUCCUCCAUGUACGUGGGCAUCAUGUUCAUGGGGCUGAUCAGCCUCGACCGCUACGUCAAGAUCGUGAGACACACGGCGCCCAACGGCAACGGCAACGCCGCGUCUUCCUGCAGGUCCAGGUUUGGCGCCGGGUCCUUGCUGCACCUUCUGCAGAGCGUGGUCUUCGCCCGGGUAUUGGCGUUCCUCACCUGGAGCUUCCUGGUCCUCUGCGUCCUGCCCAACGUGGUGCUGACCAGCCAGCCGGCAAACGCGGAGAACUCGCGGCACUGCAUGCAGCUGAAGACGCCGCUGGGCGUGCAGUGGCACCGCGUGUCCACCUUCCUGAGCGUGGGCCUGUUCUGGGUCACCCUGCUGGUCCUCGCCUACUGCUACGCCUCCAUCGCCUGCCGUGUCUACCGGUCGUACCGCCGCGUGCGUCACCGCGGUAACAACAGCAGCGACGCGUGCCGCAAGUCCAACCGCAGCAUCUUCAGCAUCCUGGCGGUGUUCUUCGUCUGCUUCGUGCCGUACCACGUGUGCCGCGUGCCGUACACGCUGAGCCAGAUGCAGGCGUCGGGCUUCGACCGGGACACGCGCUUCCUGCUGUUCCAGCUGAAGGAGGGGACGCUCUUCCUGGCGGCGCUCAACGUCUGUCUCGACCCCGUCAUCUACUUCCUGAUGUGCCAAACCUUCAGAGAGUCGCUGCUCAGGAAACUGUCGGGGAGAGACCGGAGGAGGCGGGGGUCGCAGACCACCGGACAGAGUCUGAGUCACAUUUAGAGGGAGGCAGGGGACGAGGAGAGGAGACAAGGAGAAGGGACAACCGAGGGGACAAGGACAGGA
This is a messenger RNA of Etheostoma cragini (Arkansas darter), 1135 nucleotides long. Its product is annotated as P2Y purinoceptor 14. NCBI's taxonomy places the organism in Eukaryota, Metazoa, Chordata, Actinopteri, Perciformes, Percidae. Gene Ontology annotation, molecular function: G protein-coupled purinergic nucleotide receptor activity. Gene Ontology annotation, cellular component: membrane. Gene Ontology annotation, biological process: G protein-coupled receptor signaling pathway. The transcript is spliced from 2 exons. The coding region runs from base 5 to 1072 and encodes 355 amino acids. The record is from RefSeq and is a predicted model, not a curated record.